AUGUCAAUGACGGGAAGCUUAAUGGGUUACGAGAACAAUAACGAUGUAAAUCAAGCGAAAUGUAAGAAGCCGUUAAAACCGCUUCCGAUUGUGUCCAGCAUAAAUUCCAGUGGGAUUACGACUACCAACAAAACGAAGAAACCACGAAAGCUAACUAGACGUAACUCUUGCAUACGAGGACACGUGAAUAGUCUAUGGUCCGUCUGGUACGGCGUUUUGGCGGUCGCUUUUCAAGCUUACAUCGGCUUGAGAUACGCCAAGAGAUUCGCCGCGUAUUUAUCGUUACCUUGGCCCGCGGACGCUCCGCCACCAAAGGUAGAAUUAUACUCGUGUCUGGUGCUAGCCGGUGCCGGGGUCGUUCUGUUGCCGGUUCUGCUUGGCGCAGCCUUUCUAAAGCUCGGUAAUCUGGCGAACGAUGGAGUGAAACUUGGUCGUCAUCUGAGCGCGUGUUCGCGCGAUCCACCUUCGUCGUUGCUUACCAACAAUCCUGACCACAGUUUGGCUAAUAAUUUAUGGCGACACGGAGGACCCACGGCUGCUUUCGUACACCUUUGCACAGCCAUGUGUUUCCUACUGCCUUCGUUGCUUAUGGAAGCUAGGCUGAUACACGCUGGAUUUUUGCCGAAAGAAACGAUAUGGCGUACGGAUUUGGAUUGGUUAGUGACUCAUCGUGAUCGACUGGUCGUAUCGAGCUUCAUGAAUCCGAACGUAAAUCUUAGCAUCCUAACCGGUUUUAUAACGCCUCAGCCUUUUGUCACUUUAACGCCCGACAACGAAGCCGAUAAUACAGCGAACGACGCAGCCACUACGAAGUCGCGGUUCAUCGAUACCGUUAAUAAAUCGAUCGCGAUCGAAUCUUGGCCUCGGGAAUCUACGAACAGGUACUUUGAUCUAUCGCGACCGGCGAGUACCGAACCAUCUGCAUCCGCUUCCGUUCUACCUACCGACAAAGUCGUAACGCCCGCCAUCCAAACAAGUAUCAUCGAUAGGCGAAAAAUACCGUCCACGUUGAACGCGACUUCAAAUUCGACAUGGCCAAUUGCUACGAGCGGUGCAGCUUCGUUAACGACCACGGCGACGGCGACGACGGCCAGUGCAGCUGCGGCGAGAACAACUACGGCAACGAUUACGACAACGACGAUAAAAACGACAACGAUGACGACCACGACCACGACCACUACCACCACGACCACGAGGACAACGAGCAACGCGAAAGCACCGACAAAGACGGUAGAAGCAGCAAAGAUGGCAGUUGCGGCAGCGGCUGCUGCUGCUGCGGCCGCAACUGCAGUCGCGACUGCUGCUACCACCGUAGCAGCCACAUUGACAUCGACGCUCGCUUCGGCGUCUAGCUCGACGAUGAAAUACGGAAAUACCGUUAGACGGCCGAUCGCUACCAAGACGAUCGUUAGGAGUAAUAAUUCGAAGAAUAAAUCGAAAACGAAAAACGUAGGAAGAUGGUCGUCGUCGACGACGACGACGACGACGACAACGACGACGACGACGACUAAACCUGGCAAGAGUAGCUCCGUUGGAAAUAUGACCGCGCAGAGUAUGUCGUUAACGAUGAACAGCUUGUCCGAUUUGGAUCAUCCGGAAAAAUUGAAUCUCGAAUUUCAAGCGUCCGAAUCAUACGGACCUAUCACGUUGGAGUACUUGAAUUACGCGAUCGCUCUUGGCGUAUAUUCCGUGAGGUAUCCAGCGGUGUUUUGGUCGUGUAACAAGCCGUUGGCAACAAUUUUUAGCUUUCAGUUGAUCGUCAAUUCCGCUCAGAGCUUACUGGCCUAUGUUGGAAUGUCCGUUCUAUACAAGGUUCAAGUGAUCGGACCUUUGAAAGUGCUACCCGUUCUUCGACAACAGUAUCGGACGAUAUCCACUACCAGUAGCAUAUCCACUAUUUUCGGGGACUCGUAUUUUUUGCUGAAUCCACACGUCACUCUCGUCUUGUUUGCCCUUUCCUCCCUGUUGGUGCUUUGUUCCAGCAUGGUGAUGUAUUUCUACGCUUAUGGCAGGUUCACGGCAUUUCUGAACCAGGAACGCGAGCGAAGAGUGAUUUUCUCGAAGGAGAAUCGAAACGGAAACGGCUGGAUAUACUUUAUUCAUUGCACCGCCCUGUGCGUGUUCUUGGCGAUCGCGAUCUGUAGCGCGCCACUGCUUUACGACUACUGCGUGGUAUAUCGUGGCAGUUUGGACGGUGCGAUUCUAGCCUGCGUUGUCGCCACUGUUCUACAUUUAUUCCUUUGGCUACUCUUAUGGAUCUUUCUCACGAUCAAGCAACGUUGGACGUUCAAGCUGCGAGUGACGAUCGGUCGAGCGACCGUGAGGUCAGCCAGGUCCGUGAAGCUCGUAACCGACGUCGAUCUACUGUCGGCCAGAGACGACGACGACGCAACGAACGCUCCGUUGUUGGUGGUUGGUAACGGUAGAACUUACACGAUCGCCGAUUCUUCGCCGAAGAAGGCUAUCAUGAGCGUGAUUCAAAAGGCGGCUAUCGAAAGGAAAGCGCGCGCUCAAGGAAACGGGGACUCGGUUAACGGCUCGGAGUCGGUAGCCGACGAUGAACAGAUCUAUUGGUUGAGACCGAAACUACGCCCGUCGCCGACUAGGUCACCCAACGAUGCGAACGGUCCACCGACCACGGAAAAGGGAUGGCUGAACAAGAAGUUGAAACCCAAGGUCACCUUUAACGACCUGCCUAGUACGUCAAGCUCGCGUAAUAAAGGAAAAGUCAGACGAGGCACCGGUGACGGGGGCCCUGAAGAUGACGGCGAUUAUGCCACGUUACGAGAAUUACCGCUGAUUACAUCUCUGGACCCAGCCGAGGAUUCAACGUCCGAAGAGAACAAGCUGCUCGAGUGCGUGAACGACGACCAAGUGACUUACUACGCGAGUGCGAAUCGCGAUCUGCAACCUUCGGAAGGCGACCCUUCGCCCCUAUUGACUCCAGACCCUUUGUCCGAUCCCAGUUCGGAACCACUUCCAUUGCCACCUCCGACUCCAACUCCGACUCCGACUUGUGCACCGACUACCGAAGUUGUCACGGCGUUACUAACCACUAACACCCAGACAAACGGAGGACAAACGCCACGAUGUUUGCGUCGCGCAGACUCGGGAAUGCCACACGAGGAAUUGACACCCCGUUCGGAUUCCUCGAAUUCUCCACCGCUGGACGCGGCGGCGGCGGGCGGAAAUAGCGGCGCCGGUUCAGUGACGGGGCAUAGCAACGCGAGCAGUCACAGCGAAACGUCUUCGAGCGGCGUGCACAGUAACGCGAGCAACGUAAGCAACAGCAGCUGUCAACGACGAGCGACCAGUGCGGACGACGUGACCGUUGCUGCCGGUGGUAGCAACGAGCUACGAGACAACGAGGAAUCGCGCGAUCAAUGGCGCAGUUGUUCCCUGCAACGAGGAAUACAACCACCAUCGGCAGCCGUCACCUUUUCACCGCCGAAUAGUCGUCCCGGUACCAGUCAGUCUUUCUCCUCGCCGCAGUACGCGAAUCACGUGCCGCUGUUCGCGAACGCGAACAUGAGCGCGAACACGAGUGCGAACUCGAACGCGAACGCGACCGCGACCGCGAACGCGAACGCGAAUGCGAACGCCAGCACGAACAUUAACGCGAACGAUGUCGCUGGCAGUACGGUCGGACAAGGUUGUCCGGCGGUUAUCCUCGAGAAUCCAAACGAAGCGACCGUGGUGAUACGACGGAAAUUAUCGAGGACAAAGCUAACGGACCCGUUGAAUCCGAACGAGGAGCCGUUUGGUCGAUCCACCAACAUGAGAAUGACGUCGUUCACCGAGAGCAACGACAUUCGCGUACACGCUUCAUCCGCCACUUUGCCACAUUAUCCGACUCAACCGGUGGUCACGUAUCCGCAUUGCUCCACGAUGCCACUGCCUCACGCUUCUCACAGCAUGGCCGGAUCUCACAUGGGUGGAUCGAGCGGAAGCUGUGGUUCGGUACCGAGGCACACUUUCGUCCCGCCGCAAGUGCAUUCGACGGUACCAGCCCACACCACUUUACCCUCGCAUCACAACGGCGUAAGACUGCUGCACGGUGUAGCACCGACACCGAACAAUCCUUUCGUCAAGAGGUUCCCACCUGUUCACUUGCACACGCAACCCUGGGCAUUGCCCGGUCAUCAUACUUUUCCCCAAGCGUCUCAAGUUAACGGCAAGUUAACGGCUACGGCGCAGAUCAGACAGAGCGACCGUGACUCGGCCAAUUUUUCCAUGGCCAGUAGCGGCGAUUCCGACACGUGUUUGCCUCAUUAGACAGCCUCAGCUGCCACGCACCGAUCAUCAUAGAUUCUAACCUUUUUUUUCUCUUGCCCCCCUGCAUUACCAUCGCGACCGAAAACGCUUCUCCGGAUCGCUUCUCUCCGAGGCAAGAAAAAGUCUAUCUCUUAGACUUUUCCAACGCCAGAUUUAUCGCGAUCACGAAUUUUCCUUGUAUCGCGUCGUAUCAGAGACAAACCUAUUACCACUGCUGCUACUACUACUACUACUACUGCUACUGCUACUGCUACUAUUACCACCUCCAC
Molecule: messenger RNA, 4544 nt
Organism: Eufriesea mexicana
Lineage: Eukaryota; Metazoa; Arthropoda; Insecta; Hymenoptera; Apidae
Gene: tinc
Product: transmembrane protein tincar
Exons: 12
Coding region: 1-4275 (1424 amino acids)
Source: RefSeq, a predicted model, not a curated record